Messenger RNA from Trichobilharzia regenti, 2060 nucleotides. The record is from the annotation of a GenBank genome assembly. Lineage: Eukaryota; Metazoa; Platyhelminthes; Trematoda; Strigeidida; Schistosomatidae.
AUGACGUGCAAGGCCUACUUUGUAUCCGGGAAUCUAGCGGACGUCAUGUACUCGAAGUAUGGAGACGAUAUGGUUAGAUGUAGCACUCAAAUGGCAUACGACUUGAGAAAGAUACGAGUUGAGACUGAUAAAUUCUACAAGAGCGAUGAUGGACGUGCAUAUUCCCGACGCUUCACCGUGCACGGGAUAUCAUCACUACCAGCCGAUCGUUUGAUGAUUGAGGAGUUGAACCAGUCCGUGGCUGAAUAUUUCAAGCAGCACCAUCAUAUCACUCUGAAGUAUCCAGAACUGCCCUGUGUGAAGGUUGAUCAAAAGCGUGAAGUGUAUAUGCCGAUGGAACUGUUAAACAUUUUGCCAUAUCAAGCUCCUAAUGCGAGUAAAGCCGAUAUUGCGAGUGAAGUUAUCCGUUGUGCAGCAAUUCGACCACAGGAGCGCUUCAGAGAGCUGGAGAAUUUUGCUAAUAAUAUGCUGAAGUCCCACCCACUGAUCAAACAAUUUGGUUUGGCGAUUCAACCGAGGCCAGUGGAAGUUAACGCACGUGUUAUCCAACCGCCAACUGCUGGCUUUGGUCGUUCCGGUGUACAACAGCUGACGGCAGGUAGUUGGAGCACGCCUGGCUUUCUUCACCCUGCCGGCGAAGGAGUAGAAAUAAUGUGGGCUGUACUUAGCAUUCCGCCUAAUCAGCGGUCUCAUGGUCAUGUACAGAAGGUGAUAUCGGAAUUGCCUAGAGCGGCCAGUCGCUUUGGUGUUCGGUUUAGCCCUCGACCGAUUGUGGCACAGUGUCCGAGAGGAGAACUUAACAGGAGGUUCGAGGAGUUUUCCAGACAAGGCUGUGGCUUCUUACUUCUCAUCCUGUACGAUGAACAUUUCUACUCAUCGAUUAAACGUCUGAGUGACCUGCAAAUGGGGAUUCGGACUCAAUGUGUACGAGCUCGUACUCUGGACAAACCGAACGUUUUCCCGAACCUGUUACUCAAACUGAAUGGGAAACUCGGCGGUGUGAACUGGCGAAUUCCUGACCUUAUUAAGGACAGUCAAGAGUUGGUUAUGGUUUUUGGAGCCGAUGUCACUCAUCCUGCGCCUACACAAACUCAUCAAAUUCGAAAGUCAGUAGCUGCUGUUAUUGGUAGUGUUUCACCCGAUCUUAUGAGGUACGGGGUAGUUAUCCGUCAGCAGGCAACCACAGAAAAGGGGAAUAAGGCAGCCAGAGAAAUAAUCGAUGAUAUGCGUCUCAGUGUCAAGGAGCUACUCCAGCUUUACCUGCGUAACACGAACGGGCGUUUCCCGACGCGCAUGAUAUUCUAUCGCGAUGGAGUUUCGGAGGGCCAGUUCGAAAAUGUGUUGGUGGAAGAGCUGUGUGCAAUUCAACGAGCUUGUGCAGAUGUCCGUCCUGGCGAGGAGCCAGCUAUCACUUAUAUUGUUGUGCAAAAGCGUCACCAUAUUCGAUUUAGACCAUCUGACCCCAGGUAAGGUAUUUGCUCAUGAUGUUUCCUGUGUACGUACUACACUUUAUUCGUGUCUUAACGGUCUGUUUGAAUGCUUUGUUAGGGCAAGAAACGUGGAGCCAGGACGGUGGUUGAUACAGAUAUCACGCAUCCCAGGGAAUUUGAUUUCUACCUCUGCUCUCAGGAAGGGAUUCAGGGUACAUCGAAACCUGCUCACUAUCACGUGUUGUAUGAUGAUAGUAACUGGACAUCGAAUGCUCUUCAGAUGUUCACCUACCACUUAUGCUACGCGUACAUGAGGUGUUCCCGUAGCGUCUCGUAUCCAGCGCCGACUUAUUAUUCUCAUUUGGCUGCAUUUCGGGCACGUGAGUGGUUAUCGGACAUAGAGAAACCAGAGAUUCUGUUAGAUGCUGGUCGUUUCAGAGUUCACAGCAGUCAAGUUGACGGCAUGUUUUACUUAUAAACAGAUUUUGUUAUUUUCAUAUAAAUUGUAUUUCCUUUUGAAUCCAUCUUCCCUUUUAAUAAUAAUAAUAGUAUAAUGAUAAUGAUUUACUUCAUUCCAAAAGCAGUACUUGUGAUACAGAAUGGGAUUUUCAGCAUUAAUCACAAUAUUUC